Molecule: messenger RNA, 2018 nt
Organism: Balaenoptera musculus (blue whale)
Lineage: Eukaryota; Metazoa; Chordata; Mammalia; Artiodactyla; Balaenopteridae
Gene: B4GALNT2
Product: beta-1,4-N-acetyl-galactosaminyltransferase 2
Biological process (GO): UDP-N-acetylglucosamine metabolic process; UDP-N-acetylgalactosamine metabolic process
Cellular component (GO): Golgi membrane
Molecular function (GO): hexosyltransferase activity
Source: RefSeq, a predicted model, not a curated record
GGGGUGGCUGCCCGGCUCCACCACCUCGGAACGUGCUAGGCGGCGGGUUUCGGGAUGACUUCGAGCGGGUCUAGACGUCUGUGGAUCCUCAAGAUGUCGGUCUUACUCUUGGCCCUGGGCAUUGUGUUAUUUAUGUUCAGAAGUGUGUACCUUUAUACAGCGUCCAGUAACCACAAACCACAGCUCCCUCAGCCUACUCUGGCUGCCGGGAUGCUGAAGCUUCUGCCUGAGGAACAUGUCAGGAGCCUCUUUACCUAUGAUGGAAUCUGGCUCUUCCCGAAAAACCAGUGCAAAUGUGAAGCUUCGGAACAUCAGGGAAGCUAUAACUUUGAGGAUGCCUAUGGCCAGAGAGACCUCCCUGCGGUGAAAAUGAGGAGACAGGCUGAAUUUGAACACUUUCAGAGGAGAGAAGGGCUGCCUCGCCCACCGCCCCUGCUGGCUCAGCCCAACCUGCCCUUUGGGUACCCUGUCCACGGGGUCGAAGUGAUGCCCCUGCACACGGUUCCCAUCCCAGGUCUCCAGUUUGAAGGACCAGAUGCUCCCAUCUAUGAGGUCAGCCUGACAGCUUCUCUGGGGACACUGAACACCCUCGCUGACAUCCCAGACAGCGUGGUGCAGGGCAGAGGCCAGAAGCAGCUGAACAUUUCGACCAGUAACCGGAAGCUUUUGAAUUUCAUACUCCAGCACGUGACAUACACAAGCACAGAGUAUCAGCGCUGCAGGGUGGGUGUAGUGAGUCUGCAGUCCAAGUCCUCAGUGGCCAAGUUUCCGGUGACCAUCCGCCUUCCUGUUAUGCCCAAGUUAUAUGACCCUGGACCAGAGAGGAAGCUCAGAGACCUGGUGACCAUUGCCACCAAAACUUUCCUCCGUCCCCACAAGCUCAUGACCAUGCUCCAGAGCGCGUAUUACCCAGACUUGACCGUGAUCGUGGCUGAUGACAGCAAGGAGCCCCUGAAAAUUAAUGACAGCCACGUGGAGUAUUACACCAUGCCUUAUGGGAAGGGCUGGUUUGCUGGUAGGAACCUGGCCAUAUCUCAGGUCACCACCAAAUACGUUCUCUGGGUGGACGAUGACUUUCUCUUCAACGACAAGACCAAGAUUGAGGUGCUGGUGGAUGUCCUAGAGAAGACGGAACUGGACGUGGUAGGCGGCAGCGUGCUUGGAAACAUGUUCCAGUUUAAGCUGUUCCUGGAGCACAGUGAGAAUGGGGACUGUCUCCACCGGCGGUCAGGAUCUUUCCGGCCCCUGCACGGCUUCCCCAGCUGCGUGGUGACCAGUGGUGUUGUCAACUUCUUCCUGGCCCACACAGAGCGGCUCCAAAGAGUUGGCUUCGACGCCCGCCUGCAGCGAGUGGCUCACUCAGAGUUCUUUAUUGAUGGGCUCGGGAGCCUGCUUGUGGGGUCCUGCUCAAAUGUGAUUGUAGGUCACCAGCCCCGUUCUCCAGUGGCGGACCCAGAGCUCGCAGCCCUGGAGAAGAGCUACAACGUAUACCGGACCAACACCAAAGCUCAGGUCCAGUUCAAGCUGGCUCUCCACUACUUCAAGAACCAUCUCCAAUGUGCCACAUAAAGGUUGUCCGGGCACUGGAAAAGCGCCAGGCUGACCUGUUGCAGGUAUCUAAAACACAGGAACUGGUGGAUGGGCUAUCAAAAUUUGAACUCCAGAUAAGAUGGACAGGGCAGAUGGGUCUGGCUCAGGUACUGGAAAUAUCAAUCAAAAGCUAAGGGUCAUUAGAAAUGGACGAAUCACUGAUCAGGGCAAUGGAGACCGUAUUCAUUAUUGUUUGUAUGAUGUCUUACCAUUUAUGAAACAUUUGUACAUAUAGUAUCUCACAUUAUCUCAUUUCAUCUCACACGAAAGAGUAUAUGAUGGGUUGGUAUCCUCAGUCAAAAAGAUGGCUGCUGGGUCCUUGAGGGUUAUUUGGUGGAAAUUAUAUCACAGAUCAUCUCCAGCAUCACUACCAUCCACAGAUUUUUUUGGUCCUACCUUGUGGACUCAAAUAAUGCGAAUAACCCAGG